Molecule: messenger RNA, 1633 nt
Organism: Octodon degus (degu)
Lineage: Eukaryota; Metazoa; Chordata; Mammalia; Rodentia; Octodontidae
Product: transmembrane protein 56
Exons: 7
Coding region: 197-988 (263 amino acids)
Biological process (GO): lipid homeostasis
Cellular component (GO): membrane; endoplasmic reticulum
Source: RefSeq, a predicted model, not a curated record
UCAAGUGGGUCCCAUUUUUAGCCACCGAGGGCUGAAGAGUCUAGUGGGAAAGGCACGGAGCGCAGUCAGAAAGAAAUGCCGUUGUAACCCCUGCCAAGUUUAUUAAAAGCGCCUCGGUUUACCCAGCCAGGAAGUGGGGUUUGGGAUGUCAGCAUUUUCCCGGCGGUCCCAAGACGGCCACAGAGGUUGAAGAAAUAUGGAUCUCGACACCACACUGGUCAUCAGCACUGUUUGUACAAGCUUUCUCACCUUUCAGUUUCUUUUCCACUUUGUAAGUUACUGGUUUUCUACAAAAGUUUCUUCAGGUUUCAAUAGUCUCAGUUUGGAAAAGAAGAUAGAAUGGAACUCAAGGGUAGUAUCUACGUGCCAUUCUUUGGUGAUUGGAAUUUUGGGCCUGUAUAUUUUCUUCUUUGAUGAGGCAACUAAAGCUGACCCACUUUGGGGCGACUCAUCACUUGUGAAACUGAAUAUUGCUAUCUCUUCAGGCUACCUCAUUUCUGAUUUGUUGAUUCUCAUUUUCUAUUGGAAAGUGAUUGGUGACAAGCUUUUCAUAAUUCAUCAUUGUACAGCGCUGUAUGCCUACUGCUUUGUAUUGAAGCUUCAAGUGCUGGAGUGCAUCGCGAACUUCCGGGUGCUUGCGGAGCUCUCCAGCCCGUUUGUGAAUCAGCGGUGGUUCUUCGAAGCUCUGAAGUAUCCUAAGUUUUCGAAAGCUAAUGUCAUCAAUGGAAUUCUUAUGACAGUGGUGUUCUUCAUUGUGCGGAUUGCUGUAAUACCUCCUUUCUAUAGCUUCUUGUAUUCUGUCUAUGGAACAGAACCCUACAUCAGGAUGGGAGCUGUAAUCCAAUAUUCGUGGCUCUCUACUUGUGUUGUUUUGGAUGUGAUGAAUGUCAUGUGGAUGAUCAAAAUCUAUAAAGGGUGCGUCAAAGUCAUCUCUCUCAUCAGACAAGAGAAAGCCAAUAAUAGUCUUCAGAAUGGAAAACUUGAUUAAAGGUGAGGUUUGUCAAGCACUUUUGUUUAGAUAAGCAAUCUUCAUUACUACCCAGCAUUGUAUCUACUAUAGAACAAAUUGGCAUGUUCUUGUGCUUCCUUAUGAAUUAUCAUUGUUAUUCACAGUUUCCGUGUCAUAUUUUCUUCUUUUUAGAAGAAACCAAAUUUAGUCUUCAUUCCAAGAUUUUCUUUUUUCUUCUGCAUUAUAAGCAUGGAUACAGUCUUAAAGUUUUAAGUGAAAAUUAUAGAUAUUAGUGGUGAAUCUUUUUGGAAAUCUUGUAGCCUGCUUUAGUAUUUUUCUCUGUGGAAAGAUGACUGUGAUAAUUUGGUGCCCUUGGAGCACUACCACCUUUGGUGAAAAGACAAGAACUGCUUUCAAACCUGUAAAUAACACUCGACAUUCUUUUGCGUUGUACUCUUUUCUUAUGUCAGCACUUAUAUGGGAUUUUAUUUCCAAAUUGUUGACAUGAUCUUUCCCCCAGAUUAUUAAAAAUGACAUUUUCUAUUUUAGAUAUGCAAUCAUCUAUUAGGAUGAAGUAUGUUACUCAUCUGAAGAUUUUUCAUUAGCUUGGUCAUGGAAUAUACUUCCUGCAUUUUAAGAUAAUUUUUAGAUGUCACUUAUUUCUAUUUUAGCAUUUUAUCAAUU